AUGCCAGAAAAUCAAAAGAAAUCAUCUCCAGGUCAUUCCACAUCAUUUCUCAUUGAAGAUAUACUAUUUCGAACAAAAAACAGCCGACCUAAUCCAGAAAUGUAUUCGCUUGAUCGCAUCAAAACUUCGCGUAUCAUGACUGAACACAUAUCUGGAGAACACUUUCAGGUAACUAAUCAAGAAAGAAUUCGUAACCAAAUAACACAAAGUCCAGAAUGCUUUUCAAUGUUACCAUCAGCUAUGGCUUCUGCUUAUUUAUCAUAUCCGACUCACUACAUGCAUAAAAGUUCUAUAGCUGAACCAUUUUUCAUUACACCGCAAGGAAUGCCUUUCAGUAGUAUCUGGGCUUCUCGCAAUGAAUAUGGACAUAAUCAAAUGAGUUCGAGACUGUGUCGUAGGCGAAAAGCUAGAACAGUUUUUUCUGACCAACAACUCACUGGUUUAGAAAAGAGAUUUGAAGUACAAAGAUACCUAAGCACACCUGAAAGAGUUGAAUUGGCUACAGAAUUAAGACUAUCUGAAACACAGGUGAAAACAUGGUUUCAAAAUCGUCGCAUGAAGCAUAAAAAACAGUUGCGUAAAGUCUCUGACGAUCCAAUGGUAACAGAAGGAGAAAAGUCGACGCACAGACACCAAAAUGUUAAUAAAUCAAUAUCGACUGAUUAUCCGGUAGAUUUUUCAUCAAAAAGUUCAACCCAAGUAGCAAACACUUCGGUAGACACGGGCGUUGUGAUAGGAAUAGACCGGAAAGUUAGAACGGAAACUCAACCUGUUGGCAUUAACAGCGAUUAUAGACAACGACAUUACGCCCUAAGUGACUCUUCGGAACUAGAUGAUGAUGAAGACUGUGACGAAGAUGCCAAUACUUGUGUAGAAGAUGAUGACGGUGACGAGGGUGACAUCAUUGACAUCGUAGGUGACCACUCUCAACAUGUCAUUAUUAAUGAUAACAUAGUUCAAAGACACAAUUAUGAACAGCAAAAAUUCUUUUAAAGUGUUACAUGUGAUGUAAACUACUAUUUUUUAUGAAAUUUAGCACUAAUAUUAG
Molecule: messenger RNA, 1048 nt
Organism: Daktulosphaira vitifoliae (grape phylloxera)
Lineage: Eukaryota; Metazoa; Arthropoda; Insecta; Hemiptera; Phylloxeridae
Product: brain-specific homeobox protein homolog
Exons: 5
Coding region: 1-993 (330 amino acids)
Biological process (GO): regulation of DNA-templated transcription
Molecular function (GO): DNA-binding transcription factor activity, RNA polymerase II-specific; DNA binding
Source: RefSeq, a predicted model, not a curated record